This is a messenger RNA of Adineta steineri, 1026 nucleotides long. The record is from the annotation of a GenBank genome assembly. NCBI's taxonomy places the organism in Eukaryota, Metazoa, Rotifera, Eurotatoria, Adinetida, Adinetidae.
AUGUUUCUUAAUCAAACUACGUACGAAGUUGAUUCACGACCAUAUGCAGUAGCAGUAGCCGAUGUGAACAACGACAAUAAAUCCGAUAUUGUUACUGCAAAUUUGGAUUCAAACACCGUCAGUGUUCUUCUCAACGCGGGCAACGGCACUUUUUCUCCUCCGACCAAUUACUCUGUUGGUUACGCUCCAGGAUCAGUAGCAAUAGCCGAUGUGAACGGCGACAAUAAACCCGAUAUUAUUACCGGAAAUGGCGCUUCAGCUACCGUCAGUGUUCUUCUGAAUAUAGGCAACAGCACUUUUUCUUCUCGAACUAACUACCAACUUGAUGCAUAUUCGCGAUUAGUAGCAGUAACCGAUGUAAAUAGUGACAAUAAACCCGAUAUUGUCAUCGCAAGUAGUGAUGCAAGGAUCCCCAUCAGUGUUAUUCUCAAUAUAGGCAACGGCACCUUUUAUCAGCAAGCUGCUUACGCAGUUGAUUUACAAAUAUUUGCAGUAGCUGCAGCCGAUGUGAAUAGUGACAAUAGACCCGAUAUUAUCACUGUAAAUGCAGCUUCAAAUACCACCAGUGUUCUUCUCAAUGGAGGCAAUGGCAUUUUUUAUCAUCAAGCUACUUACGCAGUUGGUUCCCAGCCAUUUGCAGUAGCUGCAGCCGAUGUGAACAACGACAACAAACCCGAUAUUGUUACUGCAAAUCAAGGUUCAAACACCACCAGUGUUCUUCUCAAUACAGGCAACGGUACUUUUUCUCCUCAAGUUACUUACCCAGUUGGUGCAAAUCCACAGUCAAUAGCAGUAGUCGAUGUGAACAGCGACAACAAACCCGAUAUUGUCGCUACAAAUGUGAAUUCAGACACCGUCAGUGUUCUGCUCAACACAGACAACGGCACUUUUUCUCCUCCAACUACUUACGCAGUUGGUGCACAUCCACUAUCAGUAGCAGUAGCCGAUGUAAACAGUGACAAUAAACCCGAUAUUGUCACUGCAAAUGAGCAUUCAAACACCAUUAGCGUUCUCCUACACUAUUAA